Messenger RNA from Caenorhabditis remanei, 771 nucleotides. RefSeq lists its product as uncharacterized. The record is from RefSeq and is a predicted model, not a curated record. The transcript has 3 exons. The coding region runs from base 1 to 771 and encodes 256 amino acids. Lineage: Eukaryota; Metazoa; Nematoda; Chromadorea; Rhabditida; Rhabditidae.
AUGCUUUCCAAUGAACAGAAAAUCUGUGUCAAUCUCGUUGUGGAAAAUAUGCCAGAACCAAUAAAACAAUCUCCAGUGAUUAUGGAUGUCGUUGAUUUGAGUAUGAGGCACAUAAUGGGCGGUGAUCCUUUAGAAUCAUUACAAGUUCAAUCUGUGCGUCAAAUUCUUGCCAACACUGCGGUUCUCAACGAUGAAAAAUGGAGAAAUUAUAUUAAAUCCCACAACCUGGAUUCUUUCGCUAACUGUUUCCUCAACAAGUCUCCAGAAAUAAUGAUGUCUCUUUUCGAUCACUGCCAAUGGGCCCCGACGGCGGCCCGCAAAAAUGUAAAAAUCACUUUCAAAUCUCAUCAUUUACUCGUGCAAGUCAAUGAAAACACAUUUUUCAAUGUUAAAUUCACCGAUAGUGAAUAUGUAACUCCUGACUGGCUCCCAUAUAUAUUGCGUCGCUUCUUGCUCGAUGGUGUUCACUCAAUCGACAUAAAGUUUGAAGGAGCACCAGAAAAGCUGGGCCGACUUCAAAAAUAUCAUGACGAAUGCUUUGCGGUAAUUAAAAAUUGUACAUACUCUGCAAGAGAUAAUUACGUUAACACGAAUAAUCGCGUUACCUGGAAGUACAAUUCAUUCCGUGGUUCUCUCUCAUUUGCUGGUCAUUCAAAACGGGAUCAAAGUGCUCAGGUGUUUGCAAACUUUGAGAUUGUGCUGGAAAACAACACUGAACGGGAUGUUAACGAGGUUCUCACAGCUGACUUUUGCCGAUUUUUUGUUGAUUAA